AUGCAGCCAUCCUAUGCUGCUGAGUAUCCAAUAGCAGAUAAUUCUCAUACUUUUUAUGGUGGAAUGCUAAAUUGUCUUGGGAGUUGUGUUGGUUUUAUUGGCUCAAUUCCUGUUUGUCCAUGCCCCAGUCCUUAUAAAAAAAUUGAACAAGGCCAUGUUGGAUUAAUUACUCAAUUUGGUAAAUUUUAUAAAAUCGUUGAUCCCGGUUUGAUUAAAGUAAAUCUGUUCACCGAACAUGUUCAUAAAGUCGAUGUUAAGAUCCAAAUCACAGAAAUUCCACAUCAAUAUAUUAUGACAAAGGAUAAUGUAUAUGUUGAAAUUUUUUCUGUUAUCUAUUGGCAUGUAGUUGACCCUUAUCAAACAAUGUUUGGUAUUGCGAAUGUUCGUAAAGCUCUUAUUGAACGUACUCAAACCACGCUUCGCCAAACUCUUGGUGCACGUAUUCUUCAAGACUGUAUUGAAAAUCGGGAUGCAAUUGCUUUUGAAAUUAAAGAAACUAUCGAUGAACCUGCUAAUAGAUGGGGUGUAAAAGUUGAAAGUAUCUUAAUUAAAGAUAUAGUGUUUUCUAAGGAAUUACAAGAAUCUCUUUCAACAGCUGCUCAACAAAAGAGAAUUGGUGAGAGUAAAGUUAUUGCCGCGCAAGCUGAAGUUGAUGCUGCUAAAUUAAUGAAACAGGCUGCUGAACUUCUAAAUUCACCAGCUGCUAUGCAAAUUCGAUAUCUUGAAACAAUGUCAUCGAUGUCCAAAGCUUCAGGAACUAAAGUUAUUUUUAUGCCAUAUAGUACAAAUGAUUGUUCUAAUAAAAAUCUUGAUCUUAUUAAAGCUUCUGUUUAUGAACAAAUUGCCGAUCAAAAAAAUUAG
Molecule: messenger RNA, 861 nt
Organism: Rhizophagus irregularis DAOM 181602=DAOM 197198
Lineage: Eukaryota; Fungi; Glomeromycota; Glomeromycetes; Glomerales; Glomeraceae
Cellular component (GO): plasma membrane
Source: RefSeq, a predicted model, not a curated record